Dioscorea cayenensis subsp. rotundata (Guinea yam) is the source of this 2637-nucleotide messenger RNA. RefSeq names its product receptor-like protein 13. Lineage: Eukaryota; Viridiplantae; Streptophyta; Magnoliopsida; Dioscoreales; Dioscoreaceae. The record is from RefSeq and is a predicted model, not a curated record. Bases 17 to 2506 code for a protein of 829 amino acids. Gene Ontology annotation, molecular function: protein binding. The transcript is spliced from 3 exons.
UCAGGCUUGGUCAAAUAUGAGUAAACUUGAGAACUUGUACUUGGACGGAAACUUAUUAAGUGAAAAGAUUAUUCCAUGCUUGAUAGGAGCAUCGUCACUUACAACUCUUGCCCUUUCAGGAAACAUGAAGAACAGCUUCUCUUGGAAAGAGUUGAGCAAACUAAAAAGCCUUGUUGAGCUGUAUUUAUUUCCGAAUAAAUUUAUUGGAGUUAGCCCAUCAAUGUUGGAGUGGACCUCUCUUAAAAGAUUGUACAUAUAUGAAAGUGAAUUUAAUGGCACAGCUUUGGAAGGACUGUGCAAGAUAAAGAAUCUUGAAGAGUUAGUUAUUGAUGAUAGUAAUUUGAAGGGGAAUAUUCCAUUGUGUCUUGGGCAUCUAUCAUCUCUGAAAUAUAUUGGUAUCUCCAACAAUCAACUUGGAACAGUAUUUCCUUCGGCUGUCAUCAAAAACCUCACUAUGCUCAAGUAUGCACAAUUUUCUGGCAAUAACUUUAAAGGCAUCCUCUCAAUAGACAUAUUUUCUAACAACACUGACCUCAAAGUGUUGGACCUUUCAAACAAUUAUCAGUUAGAAGUCCAAACUGAACAUCUAGGGAUGGAGCCAUCAUUUCAACUAUACAAAAUUUUCUUAUCUAAUUGCAUUCUCAAUAAGCCAUUUGGUUUAAUCCCUACAUUUUUGUCCAAUCAAUACAUGAUAGAGUCCAUUGAUCUUUCAAAUGCUAAUCUCAAAGGUGACAUUCCACUAUGGUUGUUCAAGAAUAAGACCGAAUUGAAAGCUCUAAAUUUGAGGAAUAACUUGUUAAAUGGAUCAUUUAUCUUUCCAUCCCACAAAACAAAUUUAUUAUUCUUUGAUGUCUCUAAUAAUAAACUCUCUGGAGAAAUACCUAACAACAUAGGUUAUGUUAUUCCUAAUGUAGAAUUUUUGGGUAUGUCACAUAACUUUUUACAAGGUGAUAUCCCUUCCUCAUUUAAAAAUUUGAGCCACCUAGCAUUUUUAGACUUCUCAAAUAACAAUUUAUCUAGUCAAAUAUCAAAUCACAUUGGGUAUCUCAAUAAUAUGCAAACAUUAGAUUUAUUUGGAAAUAAUUUUCAAGGAAAUUUGUUUCCGAAUAACUCAACUUUACCUAAAUUGUGGGUUUAUUUUGCUGAUCGUAAUCAAUUCACUGGGGAAGUUUCAAAUAAUUUUUGUAUGAGCACUCAUCUUUUUGUCUUUAGUAUUGGUGAGAACCAAUUGUCUGGUGUGUUCCCAAGUUGUAUGAGAGAUCUUACAUCCCUUGGAGUCUUUAAUGCUAGAGAAAAUAAAUUUGAAGGAAGUCUACCAUGUGAAUUCUUUAAUUUAUCUUUUCUUGGAUUCUUGGAUCUCUCUAAAAAUAAUUUCUCUGGUUUAGUUCCUUCUUGUGUCAACAUGUCUAUCUUGGAAUACUUGAAUUUAAAUGGAAAUGGCCUCAAAGGAGCCUUCCCAAGUGCAUUACUAGGAAGCAGUCUAGUUGCAUUAGACAUUGGAAAUAACCAUUUUAGUGGUAAUAUUUCAAUUAGGAUAUGGACAGACCUCAAAAAUCUUAAAAUAAUUUCUUUGAAAGGGAACCAUUUUGAGGGAGCAAUACCAAAAGAAAUAUGCAACUUACAAUAUCUUCGCAUACUUGACCUUUCUCAAAACAAGUUAUGUGGAAAGAUACCUCCAUGCCUUUGUUAUAUGGGGCACAAUGGGAGUUUGCAACUUCAAGUUGAAUUAAACAUUAGUAGUUAUCAACCAUCUGAAUCGAACGAAGAAUCCUUGCCUGAGCUAGGAAGUUAUGUGACAGCUGAACUUGAAUAUAUUGAAUUUCCAACAAAAAGAAGAUCAGAUAGUUACAAAGGGAACAUCCUAAACUACUUAUCUGGACUAGAUUUAUCUGGAAACCAAUUUGAUGGCAAGAUCCCAGAGGAGAUUGGCGAAAUGACCUGGCUUCGAGCUUUGAAUUUGUCUAAUAAUCGAUUGACUGGUCCAAUACCUGCUACAUUAUCAAGGUUGGGAGAUAUUGAAAGCUUAGACCUUUCCCACAACAUGUUAGUUGGAUGCAUACCUCCGCAACUUGUACAACUUCAUUCUUUAGAAGUCUUCUCUGUGGCAUAUAACAACCUUUCCGGUCCGACAAUUGGAUUGGUUGCUCAGUUCAGCACAUUUGAUAAGAACAGCUAUGAAGGAAACCCUUAUCUUUGUGGUCCUCCAUUGGAGAACACUUGCACCUUGCUGAUACCAGUUCCAAAAAGUCAAGUUACAAAAAAUAUUCAUGAGGAUAAAGAAGCAGCAAAAGAUCAUCUCAUAUUAUAUGCAACAAUUGCACUUGGUUUCAGCACAGGUUUCUGGGGAUGGAUGGCUCUACUAUACUUCAACAGAAGCUGGCAAUAUUCGUUCUUUCUAGCUAUUGAUAAAUGCAUGAAGGAAGCCCUUGACAUGGCAAGUAGUCUCCUAAUGAAAAUGAGUCACUUUGGUAGCCGUUCGUUCUUCUCAUGUUUCAAAUCCUCUUAAACCAUGUAGGUAUGGUGUUUGUAAUAUUCAAAGUUUGAAUUAAAGAUCUUAUCAUUUCUAAUUAUCUUCUACUUCUAAUUUUGAUCCUUUCACUCAAACUCAUAUUCCAAUGUUUGAUUGUGCUCACACUC